Messenger RNA from Myxocyprinus asiaticus (Chinese sucker), 3871 nucleotides. RefSeq names its product heat shock 70 kDa protein 12B-like. The transcript is spliced from 14 exons. Bases 451 to 2577 code for a protein of 708 amino acids. The record is from RefSeq and is a predicted model, not a curated record. NCBI's taxonomy places the organism in Eukaryota, Metazoa, Chordata, Actinopteri, Cypriniformes, Catostomidae.
UUAGCGUGAAGUCAGUUCCCCCUCCCUUUCCCUCUGUACUACAGCAGUGUUCAUAUUCAGCCCAUGUACGUGUGUGUGGCUGCCUCUCUCAACCAGUCCUCCCUGACAUUCCACAGCAGAUGAGGGAUUGAAUGUUUGGAUACAGAAAAUUUUAGGAAUAUCCUUUGGAUCUGAGCACUUUCUACAACAUUUUUCAGCAUCUCUUCUCCUCUUCGUCUUAGGAUCAAACAUUCAAUACUUUUUGUUUCAGCCACUGAAACUUCUGUUGGGAAACAGCAUCAUCAAAAAGACUCUAGCUAUACUGAAACAUCCAAACUGUUUUCCUUUUGGGAUUUUGGAGUUUAUCAGUUACUAAUCAAGCCUUGAAAGGGGGCACUAGAAUAUUAAACAAAAGGGGCUUUCACGAUUAAUUGUCUGUAACGUUUAAGGAAGGGAGGAAAAGGAGGACACAUGAAACUUGGGCUUCAACUCAAAGGCUGCAAAAGCCCUGUCACCUCCACUAUGGACGCUCUCCUACAUCGCAGUGCAAACAGUCUACAAGUCCCAGGUGAGGAUAGAUCAGCCUCCACAUCUCCAUCUGGUUCUCCCUCUCCUUCCAGAAAUGAGUGCAGUAUCACACCUCUCACUCCCUCCCCCUCUCUGAGGACUGAGGUGAGACCUUGUGUGGCUUGUCCAUUCUCUGUGGUGGUUGCUAUAGAUUUUGGGACUACCUCCAGUGGCUACGCCUUCAGUUUCACAGAAGAUCCUGAAACCAUUCACAUGAUGAGACGAUGGGAGGGGGGAGAUCCUGGCGUAGCCAAUCAAAAGAGUCCAACCUGUCUGCUGUUGACUCCUGACCUGCGGUUCCACAGUUUUGGCUUUGCAGCUCGAGACAGCUACCAUGACCUUGACCCCGAUGAAGCCAGACAUUGGCUUUACUUUGACAAAUUCAAAAUGAAAAUCCACAGCACCAGUGAUCUCACAAUGGAGACAGAGCUGGAGUCUGUGAAUAGGAGAAGGGUUCGGGCCAUUGAGGUGUUUGCUCAUGCCUUGAGGUUCUUCAGAGAACAUGCUUUAAAGGAGGUGAAGGACCAGUCCUCCUCAGUGCUGGAAGGUAAUGAAGUCCGAUGGGUCAUCACUGUUCCUGCAGUGUGGAGGCAGCCGGCCAAGCAGUUCAUGCGAGAAGCUGCAUAUUUGGCAGGUCUAGUCACUUCAGAGAGUCCUGAACAGCUCCUCAUAGCUCUUGAACCAGAGGCGGCCUCCAUCUACUGCAGGAAGCUUCGUUUACACCAGGUCAUUGAUCUCAGCCAAAAACCAAUGACCAAUGGCCUAGAUGUGGACGGGUCCCGUCCCUUCGAUUCCAGUUUCAGGCAAGCCCGUGAGCAGCUCCGCAGAGCCAGGCAUAGCAGAACCUUUCUGGUGGAAAGUGGUACUGGAGAACUGUGGUCAGAGAUGCAGACAGGUGAUCGGUACAUCGUGGCAGACUGUGGUGGCGGGACUGUGGAUCUGACUGUGCAUCAGAUUGAGCAGCCUCAGGGCACUCUAAAGGAGCUUUACAAAGCCUCAGGGGGUCCAUAUGGAGCAGUUGGCGUGGACCUUGCAUUUGAGGCUAUGUUAUGCCAGAUCUUUGGAGCAGACUUCAUCGAGACUUUUAAAGCAAAACGUCCAGCAGCUUGGGUGGACCUAACCAUUGCAUUUGAAGCCCGCAAACGCACGGUGGCUCCUGGCCGGGCCAACUCCUUAAACAUCUCACUGCCCUUCUCCUUCAUUGACUUCUACAAGCGACACCGAGGGCAGAGUGUGGAAACUGCCUUGCGCAAGAGCAACAUGAACUUUAUAAAAUGGUCAUCUCAAGGAAUGCUGAGACUCUCAGCAGAGGCAAUGAAUGAACUCUUUCAGCCCACCAUCAACAAUAUCAUCAAACAUAUUGAGAAACUGAUGCAGAAGGAAGAAAUAAAAGGUGUGCGUUUCCUCUUCCUGGUCGGUGGAUUCGCAGAGUCGCCCAUGCUCCAGCGAGCUGCCCAGAAUGCGCUAGGGCGGAACUGCCGCAUCAUAAUUCCACACGACGUAGGUCUUACCAUCCUGAAGGGUGCAGUCUUGUUCGGUCUUGACCCCACUGUAGUCCGUGUACGCCGUUGUCCGUUAACCUAUGGCGUUGGGGUUUUGAACCGAUUUGUGGAAGGCCGGCACCCUCGUGAUAAGCUGCUCAUUAAAGAUGGGCGAGAGUGGUGCACUGACAUCCUUGACCGCUUUGUAAGCGUUGAUCAGUCGGUGGCUUUGGGUGAGGUGGUGAGGAGGAGCUACACUCCAGCAAGAGUGGGACAAAGGAAGAUUAUCAUCAACAUCUACUGCAGCGAUUCAGAUGACAUUACCUACAUUACCGACUCUGGCGUAAGGAAGUGUGGUGCCAUUACCUUAGACCUGCUAGAGUCAGGGGAAGUAGCAGAUAGUGCUGGUGAUAAUGGUAAAGGCUCGGCAUUUGAACGCAGGGAGAUUCGCACUGCCAUGCAGUUUGGAGACACUGAGAUCAAAGUAACAGCUGUUGAUGUAGCGACUGGCCGACUAGUGCAGGCGUCAGUUGACUUCCUGUCCAAUUGAACCUGCGGUUUCUGGAGAGAACUGAAAUGUGUUGAGAUAUUUAAUGCCAACCAAUCUAGUCAAUGGAUAGCUUAAUGGUAGCUUUAAGUUAAGCAUCUGGAUUAAUAACCCAAGGAUUGCAAUUAUUAAAACUGGAGGACUGAUUCAUAAGCUGGAAAAUAACUGGGAUUCCCUAUCAUUAUUGUGCUAGGCACCAGCUUGCUCCAUGAGGCCUGUCUCUGUAUUUAGUGUACUGUAGGUUGCAAUGGAUAAGAGUCUAAAUUACUAGAUACAAAAAUCCCAAUUGUGACAUCCAUACAUGUGCAUAUUAUAGGUAGUAAACCCUGAAGAAAUAUUCAAAGUUCUUUUCAGACAAACAUCUCUGCUGUAUCUAUGGCAUGCUGUCAACUACCAUAGACAUUCAAUUAAUUUUGAUUCAUCCCUCAGUGUGAAAGAAUGGGAAAUGUGUUUACAUGCACUUGUAAUGGAAGUUUAGCAGUCAGGCAAACACCACAAAUUAAAUAUAUAAAAAAAUAUGCUAUAAUUUUAAAUAUGUUAUUAAAAUUAAAAAGCAUAACUGAACACUUACAGUAAAAAAAUAAAAAAAAAAAAAUACAUGUGUUUGCAAUGGUGUCACUGAACCGCUUACUAAUUUUGCAAAGCUAUAUCUAAUCUUUCACCUCAUGCCAUGAUUUCCCUAGGUCAGGGUCGGCAGCCUAUGGCACGCGUGCCAAUGGGGUAAUCACUGUGCAAGCCAUUCGUGCAUCACGAGCCAGCAGAGCUUCACUUUCUGUUAAUCGCACAAGUAAACGCGCCUGCUUUGCUUCGGUCAGGCUGCGCGGAUGACAGCCAACAUUCCGUGUUUCAUUUGUUUCUUUUUGCUUUCAGAACAACACGCAAUGUAAUGAGGAAAACACCACUAUUAAUCCGUGAGAUUUCCAACCCAGAAUACAGGUACAUCCUCCUUAAACCAUAGUCACAUACAAAAUUACAUUAAAUGAUUAAAAGAGUAAACAUUAACCCACAUUAUGGGGUUCAAAAAUCUGAGUCUAUUCAAAAUAAAAAAAUAAUAAUAAAGUUUUAGGAUUUUGCAGGUGCGAUUCACCGAAAAGGGCUGAAUAGCUGAUCGACUUGUGAUGCACGAAUGGCUUGCAUGUGCAGCGCAAGUCUCGUCACACUUUAAUAUUGUUUAGCCUCCCAGCUGUUGAAAACAUGCUGCAUGAUCAUGAGGAAGGGUUACACCAGCCAUUGACCAGGAAAAUAAAAAAUGGCACUCCAUGUCAAAAAGGUUGCUGACCCUGCCUUAGGUAUUACC